Molecule: messenger RNA, 1868 nt
Organism: Striga asiatica
Lineage: Eukaryota; Viridiplantae; Streptophyta; Magnoliopsida; Lamiales; Orobanchaceae
Source: the annotation of a GenBank genome assembly
CGUCUUUGAACGCACGUCAUACGUCCUUGGCCCUUCGACUUUUCAUUCACCCUGUCGCCCAUCAAUGACAAUAUAGGCUUAGUACCUCAAUACCCACCUCCAAAAUUCUGAAAAACCCAGGAGAAAUAUCAAUCUCCCAGGCAAGAAAUUACAUAGAUGGAGGGUCUUUUGUCCGCUACGGAUCAGCAGAACAUGGUGGCGACCUUUAUGGAAAUCGCAGUCGGCCAAACGGCCGAUACCGCCCGUCAGUUUCUUCAGGCCACUGGCUGGAAGCUUGAGGAAGCUAUUCAACUUUUCUAUGUAGGAAAUGAAGGUGGGUUCGCUUCAGCAUCUGUACAUUCUCCAGCCGUGGCAAGACAAGAUGGUGGAGAUGAUGUACGGGCACCUUUACCUGUGAAACGGGAAGUUCUCUAUGAUAAUCCAAUUCACUAUGGAUCCAGUGGAGUACCAAGAGGGGGAGAUUCAUCCUAUGUAACUCAUUCCGUUGUUCCGUUUCGCAAUUUUGAGGAGGAAAUGAAAUAUCCCGGUGUCUGGGAAGCAGAAAAAGGUUCCUCUUCUUCUGCAGUGGAUAAGACUCAGGAUAAUCUUGCAUCUUUAUAUCGUCCUCCAUUUGCUUUGAUGUUCCAUGGACCUUUUGAAAAGGCAAAAGAUAAUGCAAGGAUGCAGAACAAGUGGCUUCUAGUAAACGUACAGUCUACCAGGGAAUUUAGCUCGCACAUGCUUAACCGUGACACCUGGGCGAAUGAAGCUGCUGCUCAAACCAUAAAGACAAACUUUAUCUUCUGGCAGGUAUAUGAUGACACAGAAGAGGGCAGCAAGGUGUGUACUUACUAUAAGUUAGAUUCUAUCCCUGUUGUUCUCGUAAUUGAUCCAGUAACGGGUCAAAAAAUGCAUUCUUGGCGUGGAAUGGUUCAACCAGAGACCUUACUUGAGGAUCUUUUGCGAUUUAUGGACAACAGCCCAUCAGACCUUCAUGUCACUCAAUCUCACAAACGUCCUAGAGAAAGUUUUCGAGCUCCAACUCAUGUCCAAAGUAUUCCAGGUAAAAGUAUUGUUGAAGAUGAAGAUGAAGAUGAAGAAUUACAGCAUGCAUUGGCAGUCUCUUUGGAGAACAGUAAGGAAUUCAAUGGAGAUAUGAAAGAAGUGAGUCAUGCUAAUGCAGAGGAGAAAGUGCAGAAGCCUGUUUAUUUGCCUUUGCCCGAAGAACCGAAGGGGGAUAAAAGUAUACUUUGCAGGGUUGGUGUCCGUCUUCCUGAUGGGCGUAGAGUUCAGAGAAACUUCUUCCGUACUGACCCAGUUCAGCUUUUGUGGUCAUUCUGCUAUUCUGAGCUGAAAGAAGAUGGCACAAAGUCAUUCCGCCUGACCCAAGCCAUUCCAGGUGCUUCAAAGUCGUUGGAUUUUAAUGAUAAAUCAACUUUUGAAGAGUCGGGGCUUGGAAACUCGAUGGUGUCGGUUACUUGGGAGUGAGUUUUGGUAUAGUAGAGAAAGUGGUGGCUGCCUGCACAGUUAUUUAUUUCUUGUCUUGUCGAUUUUAUUUAUCUAAGCCUAAGGGCUGUUGAAGAAUAUAUGCAGGCAGGCACUGUUGUGGCGUUUUGUAUAUUUUCCUUUUCACUUGCAUUGGAUGAUACUGGAAUUGGAGCUUCAUUCAACUUCUGUCAAAUAUGCCAUCGUAAUCGUGCUGCUUCUAUUUAUUUCUUUGUUUUCUGAAGUCCCAUUCAUGCUUAUUAUUGCUUAUUGGAAACUUUUUCCCUUUUUAGAUGAAAUUUCUUCUCUUUUAUACCUUAUAUGAGCGACAUGUGGCCCUUUUCUUAAGCAUGUAAUUGAAAGAAACGACAUUAUUUCAUAUUUGUUGCUCAAAGAUUAGUUGA